Molecule: messenger RNA, 3987 nt
Organism: Aspergillus campestris IBT 28561
Lineage: Eukaryota; Fungi; Ascomycota; Eurotiomycetes; Eurotiales; Aspergillaceae
Exons: 7
Coding region: 1-3987 (1328 amino acids)
Molecular function (GO): oxidoreductase activity, acting on the CH-CH group of donors; flavin adenine dinucleotide binding
Source: RefSeq, a predicted model, not a curated record
AUGCUCGUCGGCGGAUGGACAAUAGCAUGUUGGAUCCUCGGGGCCGCCCUGGCCUCCGCUAGGGACGAAGGGACGGCGAGUGGAAGCACACCGCCGGUCUGUCCGGUACAGGGGUGGAAGGAGGCGCAGGCGGAGAUUUUUAAGCACCCCGUGUGCAUCGAGACGCGAUGGGUGCGCGUAACCCUUUCUGACUGCGAGUCGCCUACGAUAUCCGAUCAUCCUCAGCCGGUCAACGAGACGGUUGGGGCCGCCCCGACCGGGUCGACGACAGGGGACGAUGCGGCGGCCGCGUCGGGGGACCAGGAACUCGACACCGAGUCCCCGCUCGACAACGUGAAUUUCCUCUCAUUCGAGGACUGGAAGAAGCAGAAUCUAGCCAAGGUGGGACAGUCGGCGGAGGACCUCGGGCAGAAGCGCGCCGCGGGCGCUGCAGGGAAGGAGGAUCGGCAGCGGCCGACGGGGAUCCAUAACGCGCUAGAUUCUCUGGGCGAUGAUGCGGAGAUUGAGCUCGACUUUGCGGGCUUUGGGGCUAACUCGCCCGACGCUGCCAGUCCGGCGUCCUCGUGGAGUGCGGGGGUCGCGGUUGAAGGAAGGAAGGGCGCCGACGCGACGGCCCAGUCGGGUGAGGAGGACGUUGCGGUGCCGCGCCCGGGGCAGGAAGCUCCCGCGGCGGGGAUGGCGCACUCCAAGGACGCCGGGACCACCUGCAAGGAGCGAUUCAACUAUGCGUCGUUCGACUGUGCGGCGACGGUGCUCAAGACGAACCCGGAGUGUACGGGCUCGUCGUCGGUGCUGAUCGAAAACAAAGAUAGCUACAUGCUGAAUGAGUGUCGCGCCACGAACAAGUUUCUGAUUCUGGAGCUGUGCGACGACAUCCUGGUCGACACCGUGGUGCUGGCCAACUACGAGUUUUUCAGCUCCAUCUUCCACACCUUCCGGGUCAGCGUCGCCGACCGAUAUCCGGCCAAGCCCGACCAGUGGAAGGAGCUAGGUAUCUACCAGGCGCGAAACACGCGCGAAGUACAGGCCUUUGCGGUGGAGAACCCGCUCAUCUGGGCGCGGUAUCUCAAGAUCGAGUUCCUGACUCACUACGGGCAUGAGUUCUACUGUCCGCUGAGUCUAAUCCGAGUGCACGGCACGACUAUGCUGGAGGAAUACAAGCACGACGGAGAUGCGGGGAGAGUGGAGGAAGAGAUAGCGCAUGAAACGCUGCAGCCUCACCCAGAGGGAGGUAAUCUCGAUGCACUGGAGACGCCUCCACCGCCGCCGGCGGCAGUGGGAGACACCGAGACGCAGGCCGGUCCAUUGCCGGCGACAUGCCCCCGUCCUCGGACGGAGGCGUCGACCCACCUCCUGCAGGAACCGACCUGCGGAGUGAACGAGGCAUCUACGACCGAGCCGGCGGAAUCGGCCAAGGCGGCUGCCCAGUCGCCGCCCAGUCCGUCUCAUCCGCCGAAUGAAACCGCAGGCCCCUCUGCCGACGCGGUCGCAUCAGUCGACCCGCGAGCUGAUACAGGCAAGGAGGCGACGGAACCGAAAGCGACGGAGCAAAAUGGUGCGCAGACAGCACCCUCUGCGCCCCCUUCCUCGACCCCAACAAUCCCGGUGUCCCCUGCGCAGAAGAACGCCACGACAGACACCGACACGCGGGUCACCCAUCCGCCGCCCAAGGACGAGGCCGGUGGGCACGGCGGUCAGGGUGGGAACGCAGGUCCUGCGGAGGGCCCCCGAUCGACGACGACGCAGCCACCGGCGGCCAACCCGACGACGCAGGAGUCGUUCUUCAAGUCGGUCAACAAGCGGCUCCAGAUGCUGGAAUCGAACUCGACCCUGUCGCUGCUGUACAUCGAAGAACAGUCACGGAUCCUGCGCGACGCGUUCAACAAGGUGGAGAAACGGCAGCUGGGCAAGACGUCGACAUUCCUGGAGAAUCUCAACGGGACGGUGCUGGGGGAGCUGAAGCAGUUCCGCGAGCAGUACGACCAGGUGUGGCACAGCGUAGCGCUAGAGUUUGAGCACCAACGCAUCCAGUACCACCAGGAGGUGUCGGCGAUCAACGGGCAGCUGGGGGUGCUGGCGGACGAGCUAGUGUUCCAGAAGCGCGUGACGGUCAUUCAGAGCCUGCUGGUGCUGCUCUGCUUUGCGCUCGUGCUCUUCUCGCGCGGCAACGUCGGUAGCUACAUGGACUUCCCGCGCAUGCAGAACAUGAUGUCGCGGUCGUACAGCUUCCGGUCGGGGUCUCCGCCCCUGUUCGGGUCGCCGUCGGGGAGCCCCAGCUCGACGCGCCCAACCUCUUCGUACCGGAAUCCCGCCAGCGGCGGUGACGACGAGGAGGACGAUGACGACGACUCGCAGGACGAGGGCGUGCCGACCACGGCGGGGGUGUAUUCGCCGCCGACUCCGACGUCCGAUCCGUCCACGGACGACGAGGCGGGCACGAAGUCGGCCGUGGUGGCGGAUGGGCUGGCCCCGCCGGACGUGACGCCUCCGCACCUGCGAUCGCGCAGCAGUCCGCCAGUGAUGAACGGAGGGCCCCUCACCGACCGUUCCACCAACACCCACCUGGCCAACAACGCCGACCACGAGAAAGCCCAGGAUCUCAAGAACGCGCCCGCGACGAUCAACUCGAUGGACUAUCACCGCCAGGUUCUGCAGGGGAAGUUGGAGGGUGAUGACAAGAAUCAAGCGAGUUAUGUGUCUCCGUCGGAUGAUAUCAUGAGUCCUUGCUCGAAGAAGUUGAGCGAUUUGAAGGGGAAGCGGUUUAAGAAAUCGCCCAGCCCUUCGUCAGCGACCGGGCCAAGAAGACCCUCGACCUGGUAUGUCGAACAAUUCGUCGAGAAAGACUGUAUCCCCGCCGAACCCACAUUCCAGGCCCAGCUCGGCCAGGGCGAGAAGCGAUGGAAGACCAACCCCGUCGUUCUGGAGAACCUCAAGGCCAAGGCCCGCUCCCUCGGCCUGUGGAACAUGUUCCUGCCCAAGAACCAUUUCUCCCAGGGCGCUGGGUUUAGCAACCUCGAGUACGGUCUGAUGGCGGAGUAUCUCGGCAAGAGCAAGUUGGCGUCGGAGGCGACCAACAAUGCCGCCCCCGACACGGGCAACAUGGAGGUGCUGGCCAAGUACGGUAACGAGGCCCAGAAGCGGCAGUGGCUGGCGCCGCUGCUUGAAGGCAAGAUCCGCUCGGCUUUCCUCAUGACGGAGCCCGAAGUCGCCUCCAGCGACGCUACCAACAUCCAGCUCGACAUCCGCCGCGAGGGGAAUGAAUACGUCUUGAAUGGUUCGUCCGUGAUCCUCGUCGAAGCCAACACGCCCGGCGUGACCGUGCACCGCAUGCUCACAGUCUACGGAUACGACGACGCCCCCCACGGCCACGGCCACAUCUCGUUCAAGGACGUGCGGGUACCCGUCGCCAACAUGGUGCUGGGCGAGGGCCGCGGAUUCGAGAUCAUCCAGGGCCGCCUGGGCCCCGGCCGCAUCCACCACGCGAUGCGGACGAUCGGCGCCGCCGAGAAAGCCCUGGAGUGGAUGAUCGCGCGCAUCAACGACGACCGCAAGCAGACCUUCGGCAAGCCGCUGGCCGCCCACGGCGUCAUCCUCGAGUGGAUCGCCCGCUCGCGCAUCGAAAUCGACGCCGCCCGCCUCAUCGUCCUCAACGCCGCGGCCAAGAUCGACGCCGGCGACGCCAAGUCCGCCCUCAAGGAGAUCGCCCAGGCUAAGGUCCUCGUGCCCCAGACGGCCCUCACCGUCAUCGACCGCGCCGUGCAGGCCUACGGCGCUGCCGGUGUCUGCCAGGACACCCCGCUUGCUAACCUGUGGGCUAUGAUCCGUACCCUCCGUAUCGCUGAUGGGCCGGACGAGGUCCACCUGCAGCAGCUGGGCAAGCGUGAGAACCGUGCCCGCAAGGACGCCGUCAUGGAGAAGCUGAACUGGCAGCGUGCUGAGGGUGAGCGCCAGUUGGCUGCGGCGGGGUAUCCUAAGAGUCAUCUGUAG